AUGUUCUCCUCACUCACCACAAAGCUGGCCAUGAAGAAGAUGGGCAUCUCCAGCGACACAUUCAACUUGUCCCUGCCGGACAUGAGCGGCGGCGGCGCCGCCGCAGACAGCGACGCCAAGGCGGGCGCCAACAAGCUCAAGAAGACGCGCACAGGCCCGCUGCCGCCAGGCACGGUACCCGGCCUUGACGACGACGACCUGGACGGCAAUGGCCGAGGCGGCGGCUCCAGCGGCGGCAAACAGUGGCCCGCAUGGAUGUCCGUCAAGGCGCUGCCGCUGACCGUGCAGCCGUGGCUGACGCCGCCGCCGGCACCCAUCCCGGUGGCCACCGCUUGCCCGAAAAAGGGCGACGCCGCGCCGCUGGACCGUGAUCGGAAGCUGACGGUCGGCGGCGGUGCCAAGCCCGUCGUGGUGGUGUUUCUCCGCUGUGUGGGGUGUGCUUUCGCCCAGAAAACAUUCCUCAACCUGCGCACGCUGGCCAACCGCUACGCCGGCCAGCUGACCUGCAUCGCCGUCUCGCACUCGUCCCUUGCCGCCACGCAAAAGUGGCUCGACCUUCUGGGCGGCGCCUGGAAUGUGCAGGUUGUCAUCGACGAGGACCGUGCUGUCUACGCAGCAUGGGGUCUCGGACUGGGGUCGGUAUGGUACGUGCUGAACCCGAGCACGCAGAUCCAGGGCUGGAAGGAGACCGGGUGGCUCGGCCAGACAGUGGCAGGCUACAUGGAAAAGCGGCAGCCAGGCAAGAGUGGUGGAGCUGGUGCUGGCGCUGGUGCCGACAAGAAGAACGGCGGUGCAAGCGAAGCAGCGCCGCCGCCAUUGGCAGGGACCGGCGGCUCGGGUGUGGUAGACGCCGUGUCAGACGGUCCUGCCACCAUCAUGGGAAACAAGUGGCAGCAGGCCGGCGCCUUUGCCGUCAACAGCCGGGGCAUCGUCAUGUUUGGCCAAAAGGCACUGCGAGCAGACGACGUUCUGGAUCUGGACCAGGCCAUUGCGUCGCUGGGCCUGUAA
Molecule: messenger RNA, 1008 nt
Organism: Sporothrix schenckii 1099-18
Lineage: Eukaryota; Fungi; Ascomycota; Sordariomycetes; Ophiostomatales; Ophiostomataceae
Exons: 2
Coding region: 1-1008 (335 amino acids)
Source: RefSeq, a predicted model, not a curated record